AUGGCAUACAAGGUAUUUGCACUAGCCUCCCUUGUGGUCGUCGCUAUCGCCCGCCCAGAUAACCCGCCUACAUGUGGCUACUCUGCCCCCACACCCUCUUACGCACCUGCCAAGUACGACCUCAACUACGCCGUAAACGACCAGUCAUCAGGCAACGAUUUCGGACAUGAGGAAACCCGUGAUGGCGACCACACACAGGGAUCCUACUACAAUGUGAACGGAGAUUCCGGUUACGUGGCUGAUGUCACCUAUGAGGAAGAAGCUCAGUACCCGACACCAAAAGCCUCCUAUGGUCCUCCUGAACCUUCCUAUGCUUAA
Penaeus indicus is the source of this 318-nucleotide messenger RNA. RefSeq names its product pro-resilin-like. The transcript has 2 exons. Gene Ontology annotation, cellular component: extracellular matrix. NCBI's taxonomy places the organism in Eukaryota, Metazoa, Arthropoda, Malacostraca, Decapoda, Penaeidae. Bases 1 to 318 code for a protein of 105 amino acids. The record is from RefSeq and is a predicted model, not a curated record.